UGCUCUUCUUUGCUGGUAAAACCUUCAGAGUCCAGUAUAUACAGAGCCUACCGUCGAUUUAAAGACCGCCAAUCAAUUUCCUAUAAAGAACAAGAGCCGCACACGGAAGCUCCCCCUCACCCUCCCUCUUCAUGCCUUGCGAAGCUUCCCCUGGAAGCGCCAUGAUGAAUUGACUCGGAGACGUACAAAACUAGGCCAACUCCGUACAAGGCACGCCUUGCACUCGUAUUCUGUUGUAUCAAUAUCGAGAACCUCUUGAAGCUAAGCCAGGAACAUCGUGGCCCGGUACCUUGUUUGCUUCAGCUUCGACGCGACUAACAAAAGCCAAUUGCUCCCCCAUUGGCCAUGAGUGAUUUGUUGUUGGCUGACAACUGCUACCCCUCCACGCAAAGGAUAGAGCUGCUGCAGUCUCUUGAAGCUACUGGGAACAGUAUCUUGUUGGAAUUAACAACCCGGCACUCCCGGACAACCAACCUGGUUCCCCGUCUUGACCGCCAAAGACAACAUCCAAGGUUUGGUUGUACAAAGCUGAUAUGACUGUAUCUAACGGAUUCGACCAGAAGCUAUGGGAUGUGAUAGAGUAGGAUUCUGACCUAUAGUACUUUCAUUGUGCGGUAGCUCACUCAACCUGAGUGUGUAUGUAUGUAUGUACUAAAUAAGGCACUUGUUGAGCUGUCCAAAUUCGGUUACAUGAAAAUGACUUGAUCGAGGAGCUGUUUGUUUUUGCUUUUUUCUUCUUCCCUUCUCUUCUUUCUUCUCUUUGGUGUAGACGAAAUAUUUCUUCCUCGUUCCUGCCCUCUUGUCUCUUCCUCUCACUCAUGCCCUUCACCUCGUCAACCCCAAGCUCAAUCUCUCACUUCUUUCCAAAAACAUCGUCCAAUAUUGGCGUCUACCUUGAAUAUUCCUAGACACCCUUUUCUUCUCCCUUUCAACCCUUUUUAGGCCUAUGCCGUAGGCUGAUUCAGGCCUAUCCCCCUCUUCCUCCCACCAUCACCUUAUCUUUGGGAAAUCAUCCCUCCUGUCGCUCGCUCAGGUCGUCGAUCCCGCUCGAUAUCCCAGAUCCAAGAUCCCUGAACCGAACCGACGAGCCCACUAAAACGACCCAAGCAGCGUCUUCGGAGCUCACUGACCACGGAGCACCCCACUAAGUUAACUUGCCUACUGCGGACGCGAACCGUUAGCUAUCGAUCAUAGCUCCACUGCGACAGGCACGUUGCGUAGUGCAACAGCGCUUCCUUGGCUACCAGUUUCAGUGUCUGACCGAGCUGUGCUUUUGUCGUUUCGCGGGGCACGAAGCGCCCGCUCUUCUCUUCUCUCAUCAUGAGUCCACCGCACACCAUGACAUCCAACGAGGUUUAUUUGCUGCCGCUCAACGAUGAUGGCUCACCUCAGGUGCAAGGUGAAUACAUCUAUCUCGCGCCCAGGUCUCACGAGCCUGUGACGGUUCGUUUUGCCAUUGAGGGCACCUCGUCCAUCUGCCGUCAUGGCAGCCUUUGGGUCAACAUCCCUGCCCAAGGUGAUGAGUUUCGCCGCGAUCAUUUUCGCGAGUUCAAACUUACACCCGAUUUCAAUCGAACUCUCGAAAUCUCCAUUCCCAUUUACCAACCUGGUGCCUAUGCCUUCUACACUACCUACGCUGAGCUGCCCGACCUCAAGAAGGAGCUAGAAAAUAGCUCUGAACAGAAGGAGAACCUCAAUAAGACUCCCCUGUACUAUAUCGAUGUUGCGCCUAGACUUAAACUUGACGGCCGGCCAUUGCCGUUGCCUGCCUUGUCAAUCUUCUCCGUCAUUAGCAAGUUCAUGGGUAAAUACCCCAAUGACUGGGAGCGUCACCUUCACGGUAUUAGCGAUCGCGGCUACAACAUGAUCCAUUUUACUCCUCUUCAGGUGCGUGGAGUGUCCAACUCCCCAUACAGUUUGUAUGACCAGCUCGGCUGGGACCCUGCUUGUUUUCCAGCAGGAGAAGAGGAUGUGCAGAAGAUGGUGGACAGCCUAGAACGUAACCAUUCUUUGCUGAGUUUGACUGACAUUGUGCUAAACCACACCGCAAACAACACAAAAUGGCUUGAGGAGCAUCCCGAAGCAGGCUACAAUUUGAUCACAGCACCCUGGCUCGAGUCUGCUUAUCAACUAGACACAAGUCUCUUGGAGUUGAGCGACAACCUGACAAAGUUGGGACUACCCACUGUUGUCAAGUCUACCGAUGAUUUGCUACUCAUCAUGAAUGCGAUCAAGACCGAGGUCCUUGCCAAAAUCAGGCUAUGGGAAUACUAUGCGGUGGAUGUGGAUCGAGAUGCCGACGAGGCAGUCAAAGCCUUCUCUCAAGGAAAGAAAUACACCUCUGAGGACGCUUCAGAUUUCGAGAAGAAGUUAGAGAGCGCCAAAUCUGCAUCGAUCAAGGACCAAGUCGAGUUCUUCAGGGAGUUUGGUUUAACAGGCACCGACCGAAUGGGUGAGCGCUUUCGAAGGCGCGUCAAGCCUGACGUAGCUGCUAGCUUUUUGGCUUCGUCCGUGGGUUCUUCCGAUGAGAAGGCAGCCAGGGCCAAGAUUGUCGAGAUCUUGGAGGUUCUCAACGUGGACUACUACAAAGAGUAUGAUGCUGAAGUGGAUGACAUUCUUCAGCAAAUUUUCAACAGGAUCAAGUAUGUUCGACUUGAUGACCACGGUCCCAAGCUUGGCGAGAUCAACAAGGAGAACCCCCUAAUUGAGCCUUACUUCACUCGACUCCCCAAAAAUGAGACAACAUCCAAGCUCAAGCCCGAAGAGAUGGCUUUGGUCAACAAUGGAUGGGUUUGGGGCGGUAAUGCUCUGGUCGAUAACGCUGGCCCUGAAUCCAGGGUGUACCUUCGCCGAGAGGUAAUUGUCUGGGGUGACUGUGUCAAGUUACGAUACGGCUCAGGUCCCGAAGACAACCCUUGGUUGUGGGAGCAUAUGACCAAGUAUGCUCGCACACUGGCCAAAUACUUUGCCGGUCUCCGUAUCGAUAACUGUCACUCAACUCCCAUUCACGUGGCUGAGCACAUUCUUGACGAGGCUCGCCGGGUGCGACCUGACUUGUAUGUUGUGGCCGAAUUGUUUACAGGCUCUGAAGAGAUGGACUACGUUUUUGUGAAGCGCCUUGGUCUCAGCUCUCUUAUUCGUGAAGCCAUGCAGGCAUGGAGCACGGGUGAGCUUAGCCGACUGGUUCACAGACACGGAGGCCGACCUAUUGGAAGCUUUGAGGUCGAUGAAGUUUCCAAGUCGGAUGUUCGCACCCCAUCGAGUAGCCCGACCAGACUCAAGAACGGCGAGACGAAUGGGCAUGUAUCACAUUCAAGAGAGAUUAUUCGCACGAUCAAGCCAAGCCCAGUGCAUGCUCUAUUCAUGGACUGCACUCAUGACAACGAAACACCGGCACAGAAGCGUGAUGCCCGUGAUACUCUUCCCAACGCUGCUCUUGUAUGCAUGUGCUCCAGCGCUACUGGAAGUGUUAUGGGAUACGAUGAAAUCUAUCCAAAGCUUGUCGACCUUGUCAACGAGACCCGGCUCUACACAUCUGCCUCGUCUGGAACGAAGCCUAUUAAGAUUGGAGGCGGCGAGGAGGGAAUUGGCGGCGUCAAGAAGCUGCUCAACCAAAUACACACUUUGAUGGGCAAGGAUGGAUACGACGAGACUCACAUCCAUCACGAAGACCAGUACAUUACUGUUCACCGAGUGCACCCUGAAUCUCGCAAGGGUUACUUCCUCAUUGCACAUACAGCUUUCCCAGGCUACGGCAAUGGCAACGGUGAUUUUAGCCCUGUUCAUCUCACUGGAACCAAAGCUCGACACCUGGGUAGCUGGAUGCUCGAGGUUGACGCUGGUGAGGAGGCGACGCAACAAGUGCUCGGGGACAAGAAGUUCCUGCGCGGCUUGCCUAGCCGAGUUAAGGACGUACCCGGCAUCCGCAUGGAAAUCAAUGGCGACGACACUACCAUCACUGUGCGCGACAAGUUCCCUCCUGGAAGCAUCGCCCUGUUCGAGACCUGGAUCCCCGCUGCUGAGCAUUCGUCUGGCUUGGACAACUAUGUCACCUCAGGGUCCAAGGCUGCCUGGAAUGAGCUCAGUCUGACAGACCUCAACUUCUUGAUGUAUCGAUGUGAAGCUGAAGAGAGGGCCGAAAGCGAUGGUCGAGAUGGUGUCUACGAUAUUCCUGGACAUGGAAAGCUUGUCUAUGCUGGUCUCCAAGGAUGGUGGAGUCUUCUCAAGAACAUCAUCAAGGACAACAACCUGGCCCACCCACUGUGCCAGAACCUACGUGAUGGUGAAUGGGCUCUGGACUACAUUAUUGCAAGACUGCAGCGAAUCAGUGCCACUCCAGGUAACGAGGCACUUGCCCAACCCUUGAGAUGGCUAGAGGAGCGAUUCGAUGCCAUCCGAAAGAUCCCCAGUUUCCUGCUCCCUCGUUACUUUGGUCUUGUCCUGCGCACUGCUUACAUGGCAAGCUGGGACAGGUCUCUCGAGCUCAUGAACUCCAGCGUCCGAGAUGGGCAAUGGUUUUUGCAAAGCCUGGCCAUGGUCAGUGUUCAACAAGUUGGAUAUGUCAAGUCAGCGUCCUUGUGGCCUUUCAAGUUGGUUCCUUCUCUGGCUGCUGGUCUUCCUCACUUCGCUGUUGAAUGGGCCCGAUGCUGGGGCCGAGACGUGUUUAUCGCUCUUCGUGGACUUCUUAUCGGUACUGGCCGUUUUGACGACGCCAGAGAACACAUCCUUGCAUUUGCCAGUGUAUUGAAGCAUGGCAUGAUCCCCAACCUUCUCAGCAGUGGCGAUGCUCCCAGGUACAACUCUCGAGACUCCAUCUGGUUCUUCCUUCAGUGCAUUCAGGAUUAUACACGUUUUGCCCCAGAGGGACUUGAUAUCCUCAAGGCCAAGGUCAAGCGUCGUUUCCUGCCUUACGAUGACACAUGGUUCCCCACCAACGAUGAGAGGGCAUACUCGAAGGAGAGCACCAUUGAGGAGGUUAUCCAAGAAGCACUCCAAAGACAUGCUUCAGGCAUGAAAUACAGGGAAGCUAAUGCCGGUCCCCAAAUUGAUGCCCAAAUGAAGGAUGAGGGUUUCAACCAGGAGAUCAAGGUUGAUUGGAGCAAUGGAAUCAUUUUUGGCGGUAACCAGUUCAACUGUGGCACAUGGAUGGACAAGAUGGGCGAGAGUGAACGCGCAGGAUCCAAGGGAAUCCCCGGAACUCCUCGUGAUGGUGCUGCUAUCGAGAUCACUGGUAUGCUGUACAGCACUCUCGACUGGCUCGCUGGGCUUCAUGAGGAUGGAAAAUAUGCUUAUGCAAGCGUGGACAAAUCCGAGGGUGGCUCUAUCUCCUUGGCAGACUGGGCUGGUCUGCUCAAGGCCAACUUCGAGCGCUGCUACUAUGUCCCCAUUUCUCCCGAGGACGAUUCCAAGUAUGACGUCAACACGCCGAUUGUGAACCGCCGAGGAAUCUACAAAGAUCUCUACAAGUCUGGCAAGGAGUAUGAGGACUACCAGCUGCGUCCUAACUUUGCAAUUGCCAUGACUACUGCACCCGCUUUGUUCGACCCAGACCAUGCCAUGCAUGCUCUGUGUGUUGCCGAUGAGGCCCUUCGGGGACCCCAAGGAAUGGCGACUCUAGACCCUGCGGAUCUGAACUACCGCCCUUACUACGUCAACAGUGAAGAUAGUGACGAUUUUGCUACAAGCAAGGGCCGUAACUACCACCAGGGACCCGAGUGGAUCUGGCCUACUGGCUUCUUCCUCCGAGCCCUGCUCAAGUUUGAUCUCAAGAGACGAACAACACCUGAGGGUCGCACUGAGGCGUUCCAGCAGGUUACCCGAAGACUGAGUGGGUGCAAGAAGAUGAUCCAGGAGAGCCCUUGGGCUGGUCUCCAAGAGCUGACGCAAAAGAACGGCGAAUACUGCGCUGACUCUAGUCCCACACAAGCUUGGUCGGCAGGAUGCCUGAUCGACUUAUACAUGGACGCUACUGAGGAACAGAAUAAGGCAUAGAGCCAAUUUUUAAGAGGAGGAAAUGAUGAUGGGACCUGAGGAUUGGGCAUGGGCUUGAAUCAAACAUACACUACCACGCAAACUACUACUAUAGCAUUCUCCUGAUUAGGUUAAUAACAAGCAUCUUUAAGCGUUGUAGCAUUAACUUUGAGCGAAAAGCCAAAAUGAAAAUUGUGCAGAUUAGAUUCUCCG
Molecule: messenger RNA, 6183 nt
Organism: Fusarium odoratissimum NRRL 54006
Lineage: Eukaryota; Fungi; Ascomycota; Sordariomycetes; Hypocreales; Nectriaceae
Exons: 3
Coding region: 1321-5991 (1556 amino acids)
Biological process (GO): glycogen biosynthetic process; glycogen catabolic process
Molecular function (GO): 4-alpha-glucanotransferase activity; amylo-alpha-1,6-glucosidase activity
Source: RefSeq, a predicted model, not a curated record